AUGCUCACGGCGAUUCGCACGGACGACCGCGAGAAAAUGGUCGUCCUGAGCUACGCCUCGCCGAGCGGCGAUCGGCCGAGACGUGCGCGCGAUGACGCCGAAGACACGGGACGUGCGCUUCGAAUCAAAUUUACAAACGCCGGCCUGAUGGACAAAGAGAACGUUGAUCCCGCGACGGCGAUGACGGCGAGGAAACCGUUCGCGACGCCCGUGCGAGAGAAAUGCACACCCAGUAGACCGCCGCUCGCGGAUAUCACUCCUAAAUACGUCACGCCGAAUAAACUCACUCCGGGGAGAUACACCCUAGCGGGAAAAUCGGCGAUGAAGAAGAGCCGCGUGGGCGCUCAGAUAUUGUUUGAUCACAUCGAGGGUGUAGGUGAAUGUGCGCGCGGGGCCGAGAACGCGGGGAUUCAGGCGAAGCGGCGUGCGUCCGUCAAGAGCAUGCGCUGA
Ostreococcus tauri is the source of this 450-nucleotide messenger RNA. RefSeq lists its product as hypothetical. The coding region runs from base 1 to 450 and encodes 149 amino acids. The record is from RefSeq and is a predicted model, not a curated record. The transcript is spliced from 3 exons. NCBI's taxonomy places the organism in Eukaryota, Viridiplantae, Chlorophyta, Mamiellophyceae, Mamiellales, Bathycoccaceae.